AAGCUGUGUCUUCUUCCGAGUGUACAGACACUCAGUCACGUCAACAUGGAGCGUUUUCUGUCUUCUCAGCAACUUCCUGCCUAGUGAUUCUCUUUGCUUUCCUGCUUUUCGCGACAGAAUUAAAGAGAAUCUCUUCGAAAGAGCGUGAGCACACCCGGAGAGCGAAGAGAGGCAUCUCCUCGCGGCAGGAACGCCAAGAAAGCUGUUUCUUUCUAGUUCAUGUUUGCCAUCCUUCAUGUGCGAAGCAUAUCCGUUUCUCCUUUUUCUUUGGCUGUUCUUUUCUCCGGAUUCUGUGUUUUUCUGAGGCUUUUUCACCCGCAGAACCUCCCGAGGCCCUCUGCCUCGGAGGCUCGGCGCCUCAGUAUCGAGGUCACUGCGCUGCUUUCUCUUCUCUAACAUGUUUUUUUCGUUCUCCUUCGUUUUCGUUUCGUUCUCCUUCGUUUUCCUUUCGUUUUUCUCCUUUCUCCUCCUCGUCUUCUUCCCCUUCUCCUCACGGUCGAGGGGGCGGUGUUUCCUUGUCGCCUAGAGGUGCAGAGUGACUGGAACUCACUGUGUCUCUGUCGACGAAAACUUUAUAAUAGACGACAACGCUUCUCUCGUUUUUGCGACUUUCCCUUCGUCUUGCAGCAGAAGACAGCGUGUCUCCUUCAGUUCUCUUCUCUCGUGACCAUCCGUUCUUGUCUCUGUUCUUCCUCUCUCUCCCCCUCUUUUUUUCUCCCCUCAGUUUCGGUGAAACCUCGAGAGAGGCCUUCUCUCUCUCCAGGACUGUCUGUCGUGGAACGUCUGGACAAGAAGUGAAAAAGAAAAGCAGCUGUGACCUCGGGCCGCAGCUGCUCCCCUCUUUCGACCUUUCUCUCUUUCUACCUUUCUCUCUUUCUACCUUUCUCUCUGUCUAUCCUUCUCUCUUUCUACCUUUCUCUCUAUCCUUCUCUCUUUCUACCUUUCUCUCUGUCUAUCCUUCUCUCUUUCUACCUUUCUCUCUGUCUAUCCUUCUCUCUUUCUACUUUUCUCUCGUUCUAUCCUUCUCUCUUUCUACUUUUCUCUCGUUCUGUCCUUCUCUCUUUCUACCUUUCUCUCACCUUCUCCGCGCCAUAAGAAGAGAAGACACGAGAGAACCAUGGGAGCUUCUGAGAGCACAGACAGCCUGCGGGCCGACCAAGAAGCGCGAGAGCUACGCGAACUGAAUGGGGAGCACUACCAAGACGCAGAGUAUCCUUGGUUUUUCAUCGUCCAGUGGGCCUGCGAGAAGCUUCCUGCCGACGCCGUCUUCACAUGGAACCUCUCAGACAUCAAGGCAGAAGUUGCCGAGUUGACGGCAGAUCCCAUCACGUUCCUCGCCUGCUGCCCCGCCGACGAAGCCUUCCGAGAGAGCGGCGAAUUUUCCUUCACAGAGAACGGCGUCUUCGUGGAAUGGGCGAUGCUCCUCGUCGAGCUCCUCCCUUCGCUCGCCGACGUUCGUUACAGGCUCGUGCCUGCCAAGGUCGCUGAGGAAGAAUUUUGGUGUCGCUUUUUCUCCGCAGUUCGCCUCCGAAUUCAGCAGCAUGUCUUGGCUGCGCAAGAGCAGCCUCAUACAGUUUCUUCGCCGUCGAACGCUUCAUCUCUGGGUCACCGCCCUGCCGCGCCUCUGCCGCUGGCAGCUGAGGCGGCGGAGACUGUGGGCCGUUCGUCGCUCAACGGUUUCUCUGCGCCGGUCUCCGCGGUCUCCUUCGAGGAGUGUAAGGUUCAGCGAAGAGGAAGCCGCUCUUCGCAGGCAGAGACUGACUCAGGAUUGGCGCAUGCAGGAGACCUGCGGAGCAACCGAGUCGGAGCGCCGACCUCGGUGCAGGGGACAGCGGCGAAGGCAGAGGACGGUCUGCAUGCGUUCGCGCCGCAUGCAGCAACAAAUCCGACAAAGUGCCUAGACUCACACAGCGACGGAGGCGCUCUCUUGGCAGGUGGCGACCGGGAGUGGAACUCCGCUGAAGACCCUCGACAUCCGACGCUGAUCGGCGCGCCGUCAGGAGCCGCUGCUUCGGGCGUACGGACGCCCCACUACGUGAUGCAAAACGGAGGAGGCGCCAGGCCGACCUACCUCUGAGCUGUCCUAGGUGGACAGGCCUCCCUAGACUCUCCACGGCCUUAACUUCCCCACGGAGGCGUACAGGACCGAUGCACACACACGACUGCACAUGGCGCUAUAUAUAUAUAUAUAUAUAUACAUAAAUAUAUAUAUAUGCAUAAAUAUAUAUAUAUAUAUACAUAAAUACAUGCAUAUACAUAAAUAUAUAUAUAUAUAUAUAUGUAUGCAUGUUAUGAUUGCAUCGGUAGGGCGGGUGGGUGUGUGCGGAUCGGCCCGGAGUCGUGGGCCUGGGAGGGGAGACAGAGGAGCAGGUGGCUGCUGUUUUUCCUUUUUCUGUCACAAAAGGCCUUUUGGAUACGCAGAAAACGCCUUCAUCUGCAGAGUCGCAUGGGGGUCCUCGGCCGGUCUACACAGUGUUUACCUGGAAUUGUUCUUGGUCGACGUUCACCCUCUUUCCCUCGGAUGUCUCUGUUCGGUCCGUCUCGUCUCUUUCGUUUCGCCGGGGCCAGGGGCUGAUGUGUCGGCUGCGUUUUCCCGAUGGGGGAUGGGCGGCUUCCUCGGUUUUUCGCUGUGGCUUUUUUGAACCGGGCAACCUUCGUCCAACAACUCGGCAUGGAGAAAGGGGACAAGUCUCCCUCCUCCGGUACUCUCAGGUGUGUUUGAAAGCUGC
Messenger RNA from Toxoplasma gondii ME49, 2729 nucleotides. Its product is annotated as BSD domain-containing protein. Lineage: Eukaryota; Apicomplexa; Conoidasida; Eucoccidiorida; Sarcocystidae. The coding region runs from base 1118 to 2077 and encodes 319 amino acids. The record is from RefSeq and is a predicted model, not a curated record. The transcript is spliced from 6 exons. Gene Ontology annotation, cellular component: cytoplasm.